Molecule: messenger RNA, 408 nt
Organism: Soboliphyme baturini
Lineage: Eukaryota; Metazoa; Nematoda; Enoplea; Dioctophymatida; Soboliphymatidae
Source: the annotation of a GenBank genome assembly
AUGCCCUUUGGUUUGUUCGAUGCCCGGCUACUUUCCAACGACUCGGAAUCGGUUCUACAUGGUAUGCGAUGGACGUCGUGUCUGGUGUAUUUGGACCACGUAACUGUGUUUGGACGUACAGUAGGGGAACACAUGGACACAUUGAAAGACGUGCUUAGCCACUUAAUAGACGUGGGGUUUAAAAUGAAGAAAAUCAAAUGCCCGUGGGUGUGGACCCCAGUGUGUGAGAGAGCAUUCGACGAGUUCAAGAAACGACUCUCCAACGCACCAUUUCCAAAAUACCCUCAGUUAGACGUCGAGUUAACACUAGUGGGGAAAGCAUUGGGGCAAUGUUGGCUCAGGUUCAGGUCCAAGUCGGUAAAGGAAGGCGUUGUCGCAUAUGCCAGCCAAUCGUUGACGAAGCCGUAG